This is a messenger RNA of Oreochromis niloticus (Nile tilapia), 825 nucleotides long. RefSeq lists its product as uncharacterized. The record is from RefSeq and is a predicted model, not a curated record. Lineage: Eukaryota; Metazoa; Chordata; Actinopteri; Cichliformes; Cichlidae. The transcript has 3 exons. Bases 87 to 734 code for a protein of 215 amino acids.
GAUGUAUCUAACAAGAUGUAUUUUAUAUCAACUUCUGUUAUCUGGCCUGUCUGAACAAAUGAUGCCUUUGGAGUGUAAGGAUUGUGAUGUAUUUUGCAAAGAUUUAUAGACUAAUUGAAACUUGUAAACAUAAAUAUAUCCUGUGUGUUCAGAUCUGUGCAGAAUUCCACAGGAUUACGAACCUCGACCUGAAGAACCACUUUUAUGCUGUGUUGGACCAACAUGCUCCCCGGCUCCAGAGCUUAUUCAGAAAGAAAGCUGUUUGCACAGGGAACCUGUCUGAUGUCCUGUCUCAGCUCUUCAGAAGCUAUAAUCUCCAGGAACAAGCUGAUAUCCAUGCCCAACAUGCUGGUGUGCUUCAUGCCCUCCCUGCCUAUUUGUACGAAGACACCUCUACCUUCAUCAAAACUUGGGAUAUGAUGCAUACUGAUAGACCAGAUAUUAGUGAAGUGCCACUUGGACUCCUCCUGAUCAGAGCCAAUUCCAGCGAUGCAACAUUCUUCUGCCCUGAGAAGACUGCAGUUUUGGUCGAGGGUAACAUGAUCAUUGAUUUCACCAACCUGGCUCAUGCAUUUCUAGUAAUAUUUGGAUUGACCUACGCCCUGCACCUAAGCAACCCAAAAUGUUUGGCCAACAUUUUUGACUUUAUUCACAAAGUUUUGAUGGGUCUGGAGGGUGGGAAGUUGAAGCCCAAAGUCCUGAGUCUUAAAAAUGAUCUUUCGGCAGCAGAAUAAAGUCCAGGAUUCCUACACAGCCCUCAAGUGCCUGUUAAAGCAAGUAAUUCAGUUUAUCGUGUUUCCAAGUCUGGAUAAGUUUUAAAAAAAA